Molecule: messenger RNA, 1828 nt
Organism: Punctularia strigosozonata HHB-11173 SS5
Lineage: Eukaryota; Fungi; Basidiomycota; Agaricomycetes; Corticiales; Punctulariaceae
Product: P-loop containing nucleoside triphosphate hydrolase protein
Exons: 14
Coding region: 1-1071 (356 amino acids)
Biological process (GO): DNA-templated DNA replication; DNA repair
Cellular component (GO): Ctf18 RFC-like complex; Rad17 RFC-like complex; Elg1 RFC-like complex
Molecular function (GO): DNA clamp loader activity; DNA binding; ATP hydrolysis activity
Source: RefSeq, a predicted model, not a curated record
AUGUCUCUCUGGGUCGACAAGUACCGACCGAAAGCUCUGGAUAACUUGCAUUACCAUGAGGGUCUCUCGGCGCGACUCAAAUCACUGGCCUCAUCUGGAGACUUUCCUCAUAUGCUUUUCUAUGGUCCUUCGGGCGCGGGAAAGAAAACAAGGAUCAGUGCGACAUUAAGACAACUUUAUGGUCCGGGUGCGGAGAAGCUCAAGAUCGACCAGCGUGUCUUUAUGACUCCUUCAAGGCGGCGACUGGAUCUGAACGUCGUGCAGAGCAACUUCCACAUCGAGAUCACGCCCAGCGAAGUUGGCAAUUAUGAUCGGGUAGUCAUACAAGAGCUGUUAAAGGAGAUUGCGCAGACACAACAGGUUGACCUGAAUGCGAGGCAACGGUUCAAGGUCGUCGUCAUCAACGAAGCCGACUCGCUUUCUCGGGACGCCCAAGCUGCCCUACGUCGAACCAUGGAAAAGUACAUGUCAAACAUGCGUAUCAUACUCUGUGCGAACUCGACGUCACGCCUCAUUGCACCUAUCAAGUCCCGAUGUUUACUGGUACGUGUCGGCGCUCCCAGUGAAGAAGAGAUGAUGCGCGUACUGGCACACGUGGCUAAAGGAGAGGGGUUUGAUCUUCCGCCAGAUGCAGCCGCCGAAAUCGCUAGGGAUGCGAAUGGGAACCUUCGCAAGGCUCUACUGGUACUGGAGGCGCUGAAAAUGCAGUCACCCGACUUGUCAGGGCCGCUAUCCAUAGCAAAACCAGAUUGGGAGACGUACUGCCACAAGGUCGCGGACAUGAUCGUACAAGAGCAGAGCCCGCAACGCGUGAUGGACGUUCGGGCCAAGUUCUAUGAGCUCUUGAGCCAUUGUAUACCGCCGACGGUCAUCUUGAAGACGGUUGCAGAUCGGGUAGUAGAGCGCGUGGACGAAAGCUUGAAGGCGGACAUAAUGCAUUGGGCAGCGAUAUACGAGACCCGAAUGCGAUUAGGGCAGAAGAAGAUUUUCCAUCUGGAAGCAUGGGUGGUAAAGGUGAUGAGCUUGUAUAAGCAUUCGAUGUUCAAUUUCGAUAUGAGCGAGUUUGAUUGAUUUUUCCGGGACCAUUGCAUAUCCCCAUUGUAUCCUUAGAUCGCCAUUUAUUACGCGGUACACGAAGCUCGCUGUGACGCAAGUCCGCAACAUCUACAUCGUCGUUAGAAUGGUGUCAUGAGGUUCCCUCAUACUCCUCGUCCACUGCAGAGAGGAAGUCGAGCAUAAAUUGAUGCCUCCGUUGCCCGCGCCGUUUUCCCUCCUUGGUCUUCAGUCUUGAGAUGACGUGUAGGAGCUUGUCGUGGAAGUGCGCAAUUGAUGACUCCUCGUGCAUGGGAUCGUUCGGAGGCGUGUGCAGCGGCCUUUUGACAGCGCACGAGAAUGCGGCGCAACGCAUGACACCGAAGGCGCCGAUGGCGUCAAGCCGGUCAGCGUCCUGUACGCAAUGGAGCUCGACACAGUUCUCGUGCCAUUGUGUCCAUCCACUCGGUUCCAUCGCCCUGAGCUUCCUCUCUGUCGUCCAGCUCACGCUUUCUACGAUUUUAGUGAUCGUUCUUGCCCUCCCGUCCGCGAUGAAGUCCAACCCGGCGAGAUCGGCGUUGCCCGUCUCUUCGUUUGUACCUGGCUGGACGCGAGAGAUCUCGACCCAUUCACGGAAGUAGGGCAAGAAAAAGGUGUACGCGUCGACGUCUUUCUGAUCUACUGGGAGGUACUUCUUGUCCAAAACGUCGUGCAGGAGAGCUGCGAGUUCGAUAACCAGGAGAUCAGGCGUGGGCGUCAUCGAGCACGCCAGCGAAAGCGCUGUUUUUCGCACGCG